UUUCACUUCAUUUCUCAUGUCUCUCUGCGCGAAUCGUCAUCACAUCAGUCUAACAAACGCAGAAGUUGCACAUAAAGCCUCAUUGUUGCUAAAUAAAGUCGCGUUUCACCCCGUCAAAGGCGUACGCGUUUCUCCGUUUCGUUUUUUUCUCAGCGCGUCUAAAACACUUGGAAAAAUCUCCCGUUUUUUUUCUCUUUUCUUUCUUUUUUUGGAACUCGCUUCAUGUCUGUUUGCCAAGAGAAAACGUGUCGAGGAAAACAUCGUUCUUCAAGAGCCAAAGAGAAGCUCUGAGGAGCUUUACAUCAGAUCUGCAUCCAAACCGGUUCCAGACCAGCAGGCCGGGCGGUUCCGGUGACCAUGGCGACCCGAGGCCACGUUUCCAGCUCGUUAAUGAGCAACCACACCAAAGAGCGAGUGACCAUGGCCAAGGUCACGCUUGAGAACUUCUACAGCAACCUCAUAACUCAACACGAGGAGAGGGAAAUGAGGCAGCAAAAACUGGAGAAGGUGAUGGAUGAGGAAGGACUGCCUGAUGAAGAGAAGCGCGUGCGUCGCUCGCAACAUGCGCGUAAAGAGACCGAAUUCCUCCGGCUGAAGAGAACCAGACUGGGUCUGGAUGACUUUGAGUCGCUGAAGGUGAUUGGACGAGGAGCGUUUGGAGAGGUGCGUCUGGUCCAGAAGAAGGACACGGGACACGUUUACGCCAUGAAGAUCCUGCGCAAAGCCGACAUGCUGCAAAAAGAGCAGGUGGGCCAUAUCCGGGCGGAGCGGGACAUCUUGGUUCAGGCAGACAGUCUGUGGGUGGUGAAAAUGUUCUACAGUUUUCAGGACAAACUGAAUCUUUACUUGCUCAUGGAGUUCCUGCCUGGAGGAGACAUGAUGACGCUGCUGAUGAAGAAGGACACGCUGACGGAGGAGGAGACGCAGUUCUACGUGGCCGAGACGGUUCUGGCCAUCGAUUUCAUCCAUCAACUGGGCUUCAUUCACAGAGACAUCAAACCAGACAACCUGCUGCUGGACUCCAAGGGUCACGUCAAGCUGUCUGAUUUCGGCCUGUGUACGGGACUCAAAAAGGCACAUAGGACCGAGUUUUAUCGCAACCUGAACCACAGCCAAUCAAACGACCUCACGUUUCAGCACAUGAACUCCAAGAGGAAGGCCGAGACGUGGAAGAGGAACCGGAGGCAGCUGGCCUUCUCCACGGUGGGAACGCCGGACUACAUCGCGCCGGAGGUCUUCAUGCAGACCGGAUACAACAAGCUCUGUGAUUGGUGGAGUCUGGGCGUCAUCAUGUACGAGAUGCUGAUUGGCUACCCUCCGUUCUGCUCGGAGACUCCUCAGGAGACGUAUAAGAAGGUGAUGAGCUGGAAGGAGACGCUGGUGUUUCCUCCGGAGGUGCCGAUCUCUGAGCGAGCCAAAGCGCUGAUUCUGCGUUUCUGCUGCGAGGCGGAUCAUCGCAUCGGAGCCGCCGGCGUGGACGAGAUCAAGAGGAACGGCUUCUUCGAGGGCGUCGAUUACGAUCACAUCAGAGAGAGACCUGCUGCGAUCCCCAUCGAGAUCAAGAGCAUCGACGACACGUCCAACUUCGACGAGUUUCCAGAGUCCGACAUCCUGCAGCCCACAAGUCCGGUGGUGGCGAGCAACCAUCACCCAGAGUCGGACUACAAAAACAAGGACUGGGUUUUCAUCAACUACACCUACAAACGCUUCGAGGGCCUGACGGCCAGAGGAGCCAUUCCAGCCUACAUGAAGAGCGGCAAACGAUGAAUACUGAGCUCCAACAGGUCAAAAAACACUACCAAACAAAUCAUCUCCACGUCCAGUCUUCCAAAGACAAACACUUGCUUUGUUUCCACUUUAUAUUCGUGCUUGAGGAUCAUCAAAAUCACAUUUUUAUGCUGGAAAUCUGAAA
Labeo rohita (rohu) is the source of this 1912-nucleotide messenger RNA. It is a transcript of the gene stk38b, whose product is annotated as serine/threonine kinase 38b. NCBI's taxonomy places the organism in Eukaryota, Metazoa, Chordata, Actinopteri, Cypriniformes, Cyprinidae. The record is from RefSeq and is a predicted model, not a curated record. Gene Ontology annotation, molecular function: protein serine/threonine kinase activity; ATP binding. Gene Ontology annotation, biological process: intracellular signal transduction; peptidyl-serine phosphorylation.